GGCAGUUCCCUCACACAUUUUUCCCAGCUCCAGUCACUGAUCAGGACUGCAGACGUGGAUUAUCUGAUCUCCUGUGGUUUCUAGAAGCAGGACAUCCAGGAGCUGGCAGGAGGGGAAUGAACCGAGAGGGCGUCCCCGGAAAGAGUCCGGAGGAGAUGUACAUCCAGCAGAAAGUGAGGGUGCUGCUCAUGCUCAGGAAGAUGGGAUCCAACCUGACGGCCAGCGAGGAGGAGUUCCUGCGCACGUACGCGGGGGUGGUGAACAGCCAGCUGAGCCAGCUGCCCCAGCACUCCAUCGACCAGGGUGCUGAGGAUGUUGUGAUGGCAUUUUCCAGGUCAGAGACAGAAGACAGAAGACAGUAACUGCAGGACACCUGAACAGCACAGAACUGGAGAGGACAGUGAGAUUCCUGAAGAUAGAGGAGGAUGGCUGAGCAUUAAUAAGUUCCUCUGCCCACCCUAAUUGUUCCUUGGUAUUCCUUCUCCUUUGUAUAUUGUUUCCCUUUGCCCAACCCUCAGAAUGCAUCUCCCAGCCAUCUGUUCCUGUCAGAUUUUGCAACUCAGCCGGGCUGUGUUCAUUCAGGACAAACCUGCAGGUGUGGUUUUGGUUGGCUCAAAGGGACAGGCUGUGGUUGGAUAAAGGAAGGCAAUUUUUCAAACUUGACCAAUGGAAACCUUUUAUCUCACGUUUUAUUUUAUAUUUUAAACAAAGUCUCUUGACAUCCUACUUCUAAAGAAGCUUUUCAUGCUGUGGUGCUUAUUUAGGUCAAACUUGUGAAUUUGAAGAGGGUUUGAUUUGGCUGCAUAGAACUGGAAGCAGCUUGUGGUUGGGUGACAAUGCAAAAGCUUUCCCUUCAGUUGGCUUGCAGGUAUUUUGCUGACUCCAACGUUUUCAUUGCAGGAAGCUGAUGUUUUGGUGCAUUGGUUGUUUCUUUAUACUUAUUGACUUGGGGGGGAAAAGACAAAUGUGCUUUGCAAUAUUUAUUACAUCUACACACAUAUAAACGCUUGCUUUUGGGGGUUGUUUUGGUUUUUUGAUUGGCUUUGAAGUCAUGGUUUGAUUUCCUUUCGGCUGCAGUGUUUCUGAUGCAAUCAGUUUUUCCAUACUCAGCUGCUCUCUGGCCUGGAGCUCUUUUGGGAGCAUGUGUCAAAGCAGAUUUGCUUCAAGAAGUUCACCUGGCCAGGCUGGAGGCCGGGCCUGCCCAGGCCUGGUGGGCACGGGGUGCCCAGCCCUGGCACUCCUGGCUGCUCCCUCAGAGGAGCUGCAGGUGCUUUGCAGCAAUUGCAAGAAUGAGAUCUAAGGCUGUGACGUGAAUUUGCCAAAUUUGUAUAGAGAAUAUGUGAACUUGUUUAAAAUACUGCAGAGUUCCACUUUAACCCUUUGACUGCUGCACAAGAGUAGCUCUCACAUUAGGAACAAUUAAUGAUCAUUAACUUAAAUCCAGCUUGCACUGGGCUUUAAUAAACUGAAGUUUCUAGUCACUUGAAUAAUUGUACAUGGUUUCCCUCCUUGCAGCUGCUUUGUGGUAGGGAAAUUCUCUGGAUGCUAGGACAGCAGCACGUUCCUGAGGCACUGUUCAGGAGGCAGCAGUGCUGCUUCAGGCUCUCCAGCCUGAGUGUACAGGUGACACUCUCAGGGUCACUCUGCAGCUGCAGGGCCUCCAAACACACACACAGACCUGACAGACUGAGAAACCUGCACUGGAAGUCCCGAGGUGCACUGACUGCUCAGGGUCUGCACACAGGCUCCAGCACUGCUGCCCAAAACCAAGCACUUCAUCUCCUCUCACGUGUGCAGGUGGUUUUUACAAAACUUCUGGGUUUUGCUGUGGGUUGCACUGACUUGAGAUGUUUCAGAAUCUAUUAAAGCUGAACUCAAUUUACCUGUUCCUGGUUCUUUUCCUAUGGUUGUUAAUUAUUUACAGUGACAAUUCUAGAAUCUAACUGUGAGAACGUGACCAUUUUCAUGGCCAGAAAUUCUGCUGACAGGAUGCUGUUGUGGUCUCAAAAUGGGGGAAAAGCUGGAGAGAAACCGUGGACUGUCUGCAAAAGGAAGAAUGCACAAGGAAGAAAUUAUCUGGAGCAAAUAAAUACUGUGUAAUGAGAGCAACUGUACAUCUAUUUAUGAAAAUGCUCCUUUUGAUUCAGUUGCAGCUUUGUAAAGUUCUAUGUGAAAGUAAAUCUUUUACCCCUUUUUGUUGGGGCCAGAUAAGAAAUGUCUUUAUUAAAAUAAACCAGGAAUGAGCCCAAAGGA
Passer montanus (Eurasian tree sparrow) is the source of this 2253-nucleotide messenger RNA. It is a transcript of the gene CTNNBIP1, whose product is annotated as catenin beta interacting protein 1. Gene Ontology annotation, molecular function: beta-catenin binding. The transcript has 4 exons. Gene Ontology annotation, biological process: negative regulation of Wnt signaling pathway. The record is from RefSeq and is a predicted model, not a curated record. Lineage: Eukaryota; Metazoa; Chordata; Aves; Passeriformes; Passeridae. Gene Ontology annotation, cellular component: cytosol; nucleus; beta-catenin destruction complex. Bases 117 to 362 code for a protein of 81 amino acids.